This is a messenger RNA of Neurospora hispaniola, 1995 nucleotides long. RefSeq names its product Sac2 family-domain-containing protein. Gene Ontology annotation, cellular component: GARP complex. Lineage: Eukaryota; Fungi; Ascomycota; Sordariomycetes; Sordariales; Sordariaceae. The transcript has 3 exons. The record is from RefSeq and is a predicted model, not a curated record. The coding region runs from base 1 to 1995 and encodes 664 amino acids. Gene Ontology annotation, molecular function: syntaxin binding. Gene Ontology annotation, biological process: Golgi to vacuole transport; retrograde transport, endosome to Golgi; endocytic recycling.
AUGUGGCUUGAUCGACGUCCCGGCCAGCAUCCAGGAAGCGCAGCUCCUCCGCCGAACAACCGCUCCGUCUCGCCGCUGCCCCAACGCACCAGCUCGCGCGGUCCAUAUCUUGCCCCCCAGAGGCCUGGACUGAACACAAGAGGGUCUUCUGCUUUGUCUCUGGUCUCGAACGACUCGUCGUCUUCCCUCCUCGCCUCGGCCAAGAAAGUCAAUGGCUCCUCCUUGAGGCAGUCCUCUACCGUGGACGAUGCGCCAGAUCCCGAAGAGGUCCUGGCUAGGAUUCUAGGCCACUUUCCCAGUAGCAAUACCACACAACAACCGGCCAGCGGCAUCACCGAAGAUGACCUGGACUUUGACGUUGACUUUGGCGGCUUGACCCUGACUGAGCUCGCCGGCCCUGACGUCAGUUCGCGCCAAGUCGACAACUACAAGCCCCAAAGUGUUCAAGAUUAUGAGCGAGACAAGGCCAAAUUCGAGGACCUACAUCGGUCCAUCCGCGCAUGCGAUGACAUCCUGAGCUCCGUCGAAUCCAACCUCACCAACUUUCGCAAUGACCUAGCUGCUGUGUCAGCCGAUAUUGAAAGCCUCCAGGCGCGAUCCCAAGCUCUUAAUGUGAGACUGGAAAACCGAAAGGCUGUAGAAAAGGGUUUGGGACCCUUGGUGGACGAGCUGAGCGUCUCUCCUCUCGUAAUAACAACGAUUGUCGAAGGUCAUAUCGACGAAACAUGGGUGAAGGUCUUGGCCGAAGUGGACAAGAGAGCCAUGGCUCAUAAGAAGAAUGCGCAACAACCACAGAGCAAAGCGUUGGCUGAUGUCGGUCCAUUGCUGGAAAAGCUCAUCCUCAAGGCUAUUGAACGCAUACGGGACUUCUUGGUUGCGCAAAUCAAAGCAAUGCGGUCGCCUCACAUCAACGCCCAGAUCAUUCAACAGCAGAAUUUCCUCCGGUUCAAGGAUCUAUUCGCGUUCCUCCAAAAACAUCAACCCACACUCGCCGGCGAGAUAUGUCAGGCCUAUAUGAACACCAUGCGGUGGUAUUAUUUGAACCAGUUUACCCGCUACAAACAGUCCUUGGACAAGCUGAAGCUACACAUUAUCGAUAAAAACGACGCAAUGGGACACGAGGACACUUCUCGAAGAACGACUGUCUUGUCUGGAUCCAAGCUUGGAGGCGUGCCCCAUGACGCCUUUAGCAUCGGCCGAAGGAACGAAUUGCUCAAGACUAAGGAUCAGAUAGCCAUGUCAUCUUACCUGGCCGACGAGGACCAGACCACACAUUAUCUUGAGGUUCCGUUUCGCAACUUCAACCUUGCCCUGGUCGACAACGCCACGGCAGAGUACACAUUUCUCGUGUCCUUCUUCAGCCCGGCGCUAUCGCUUGCGGUCGUCUCGCGCCACUUUAACUACAUCUUCGAUCCGACCUUUGCCCUUGGGCAAGCCCUCACCAAGCAGCUUGUGUCAGACACAUAUGACGGACUCGGUCUACUGCUAUGCGUGCGUCUGAACCAGCACUUUGCCUUUGAAUUACAACGGCGCCGAGUUCCCGUUGUAGAUGGCUACAUCAACGGCACCGCCAUGGUGUUGUGGCCACGUCUGCAGAGCGUCAUGGACGCCCAUUGCGAAUCAGUCAAGGCUCUGACUUCUGCGCUCCCCAACAAGGCCGGGUCCGCUUCCCAAGCAAAGACAGCCUCGGCGGCUCCGCACGUCGUAACCCAGCGAUUCGGGCAAUUCCUUCACGGCGUGCUUGCCCUGAGUACCGAAGCAGGGGAUGAUGAGCCGAUCGUCAGCAGUCUACACAGACUGCGUAUCGAGGUGGAGGCGUUCCUGGCCAAGUAUAGCCAGGCGCAACUGGGAGCGGAUGCGAGAAAACGGGACAGGUUCCUGUAUAAUAAUUACAGCUUGAUUUUGACUAUCAUCAGCGAUGUGAGCGGCAAGCUUGCGACGGAACAACAGGACCACUUUGAGUCACUUAAGGCGAGCGUACAAGAGAAUAUCUAG